This is a messenger RNA of Cryphonectria parasitica EP155, 1653 nucleotides long. RefSeq lists its product as uncharacterized. The record is from RefSeq and is a predicted model, not a curated record. The transcript is spliced from 4 exons. Lineage: Eukaryota; Fungi; Ascomycota; Sordariomycetes; Diaporthales; Cryphonectriaceae. Gene Ontology annotation, molecular function: ferric-chelate reductase activity. Gene Ontology annotation, cellular component: plasma membrane. Gene Ontology annotation, biological process: intracellular iron ion homeostasis; copper ion import; iron ion transport. The coding region runs from base 1 to 1653 and encodes 550 amino acids.
AUGCUGAUCAGAACUCAAAAAAACCAGCAACAGCUACGGCGUUAUGCAGCCGGAAUCUGUGGCCUGAUGACCAUCUUCAUCGUCACCCACUGGUUGCGUCUGAUUCUCAGAAACCUGCUGGUCCGGAAAGUGCCUGGUUUCACGUCUAGUGGUCAUGUUCUUGUAGUCGUUGCCUACGUGGCUAUCAACCUGUCCUUGACCCUUACCAAUGUGACAAUGAGUAUCUCGGGCAUCGCCAACAGAUGCGGGUGGAUGCUCUGCGCCAAUUUCUGCCUCGUGGUCUUCCUCGCACUCAAAAACACUCCUCUAGCCCUCCUUAGUGCCUACUCGUACGAGCGGCUCAACGGUCUGCACCAGAUCGCGGGCUACACCACGUUCGUGUUCCUCGUGCUCCACGCCUCCAUGUACACCAACUACUUCCUCAGCGACAACGAGACCAAGAUCUUCGAGGGCGGCUCGGUCAGGGCUGGUAUCGUAGCAGGCUUCGGCUUCCUGGGCGUGGUCUUCUCUGCCACCGUGGUCCGUCACAUAUGGUACGAGGCCUUCCUCGUCAUGCACGUCGUCUGCUUCCUGAUCGCCCUGAUAUCUGCGAGUUACCACCAGCACGAGCUGUCCAGCGGCCUACUCGUCAUUUUUUCCGUGAUUGCGGGCUUGUGGGGUGCAGACCGCCUUGUGCGCGGCUCGAGGAUGCUCUUCGGCUCCAUCAACAACCAUGCCGUCAUCGAGCCCCUCCCUGACGGAGGCACCAAGAUCCUCCUCGCCAAGAGGCCGCUCGGUGCCGUCCCGGGUAAGCACUGUUUUGUGUGGAUCCCAGCUAUCCGGAAGUUUGAGAGCCACCCAUUCACGAUUGCGGCUACGGAGCCUAUGGAGUUUGUGGUAAAUGCCUAUGAUGGCUUCACCCGGGACCUGCACAGUUACGCGGCGGCAAACCCUGGGGCGAAACUCAUGGCGUCAGUGGACGGACCUUAUGGGACAUUUCCAGAUCCCAUGUCCUUUGAUAAAGUAGUGCUCAUCGCAGGAGGGAGUGGAGCUACUUUCACCUUUGGAUUGGCUGUCAACAUGUUGGAGAGGAUGGGACCAGAUUCAACCAAGACCAUCGUCUUUAUCUGGGCUGUCAAGAAACACGACAACCUAUCAUGGUUCGCCGAUCACCUCCAGACCCUCAAGACACACCCACACUCGCCCAAGGUGAACGCGUCGCUGUACGUCACGGCUGCAGCUGCGUCCGACCCCUCCACCCAGGAGAACUCAGACGCGGAGGAGGAUCGACAGCAGCAGCACCAGAAACAGCAGAACGCGGCCCCUGCCAUCAUCAGCAGCAGCAGCGCCAUCGUCAAGAGCGAUGUGUCAGCCAGGCCAUCGGCCGCCAGCACGCUCAGCAACAGCUACGUGGCCGCGGACCUGGAGAAAGCCGCCGCCACCAAUCGUAUGCUCUCUACCGACUCGUUCCACGGCCACGACCUCCGACCUGGCCGGCCCGACACCGCGACGCUCAUCCGCGAGGCCGUGUCGUCGGCGCGAGCCACAGACCGGGUCCUGGUUGCCGCCUGUGGGCCGUCGGGCUUCAUGAGAACCGUCCGGGAUACGACGGCCAGCUUGAUCCGGGGUGACGGCCCAGGAGUCGAAUUGCACUGUGAGCAGUUUGGAUGGUAA